CGAGCUCCAUCAUUCCCUUCGAGACCGUGAACGGAGCAACAAGCAAGCAAACACUUGCUUAUCAACAAAUUUCCAACAGAAGGACAUCGUCCAGUCGUCGCAAAUAAACCCUUCGUCGAUUCGUUCUUCCCGUUCCACCAUUGUUUUUUCUCCCGGAACAAGUUCAGCAUUCAGGGUCAUAAACCCGGUUAAUUUCAACGGAAUAUCGUUGCGCGACGCUGCCUGUCUUUCUGUUCCGCUGGCCUACUCAGGAGAAAAGAGCCCGUCAACUCGGAAAGAUUUUCGCUUCGUCGAAUCCAAAUCUGUUUCCUUACAAACAUGGCUUACCGUUCGCCAGCAGAUGACAUUGAGGAUGAGAUCAGCAGUUGGGGUUACUCGACAUCGUUUUCAGACUACGAACGCACGCUGCAAGCGACUAGAAGUCAGCAACCCCAGUGCAAGGUCGGAGGCCGUGGACGAGGCAUCCUCAAUCCUCAGCACAUGUCUUCUGUGCGUCUUGCUUCGGAAAUUAGCGAUUUAAAAGCUCACUCCUUCCCGAUGGGCCAUUUGCCAACGAGUAAAGAGCUUCUCGCUAGUCCAGCAGAAAACGAGAUUACGCCAAUGCUGCGGAAGUUGGGAUUGAGCAGUCGAGAUGAUGAAAUUCAUAGCAAGACCACUAGAAGGAACGUUGUAGCGAGUGAGGAGAUACGAAUUGAUGGAAACGUUCCUGUAAUUUUGAAUGCUGAUCUGUUCCGGAAUUGUGGAACCGCUGAGGAUGAGGGCAUAGAUGAACCAGAAAACUUUGACCCCGAACAACCUCUGCCAGAACAGUUCAGCACCAUUCCAGAGUUGGCUGUCCCGGAAGAAGAUAAUAUUCACGUAGUAGAAAAUAUUUCAAAGGAAUCGAAAUCGAAGAAAGCCGAAGCGGCCAACUCAUCGAACGAUUCUGCCAUCACCACUAGCAGUUCGUCGUCAAAUCAGUCCAAAAAGGCCAAAGACGGUAAAGGAAAGAAGAAGAAAUGGCGUAAAAUGACCGCCGAUGAACUGAAGCCAGUCGAACCGCAACGAGAUCGGUACGAGGAAGUCUAUUCCGUCGGGGUGCAUGACAAUACCUUAGGAAACUUCUAUACGUCUCGGCAAUUGCAUGGCGAAAGUGGGAUCAAGGGUUGGUCGUCACAUUAUUAGGUCUUAUAGUGUGAAUUAAUUGUAUUAAUAUAUGGGUUACACAAGAAUUUUAAUUAAAAUGUUUGAAAUGCUGAAGUUUUAUAUUUUUAAAA
This is a messenger RNA of Aedes aegypti (yellow fever mosquito), 1256 nucleotides long. RefSeq lists its product as uncharacterized. The coding region runs from base 319 to 1164 and encodes 281 amino acids. The transcript is spliced from 3 exons. The record is from RefSeq and is a predicted model, not a curated record. Lineage: Eukaryota; Metazoa; Arthropoda; Insecta; Diptera; Culicidae.